AUGGAGGAAGUCUUUCGCAAAGCCGUCGCCCACAACGAGGCCUCUAGGAAAGCCUCGGUGUCCUGGAAGCCGGAUCAGCCACACGAACAAGCAUACUAUCUCUACGACGAUGCCACAAAGUCUUGGACUUCUCACGAAGCCGGAAAAUCGGUUCCGAAUAGCUCUCAAGAGAAGACUGCUCAGUCCGUUAUUGACCGUCUGGCCCUCUACGCCUGGAACAUUGACUUUAUGCUGCCAUACCCGACCUCACGGAUGGAAAUUGGCCUGGAGACACUAGCGAAUCUCACCUCUCAAGUUCCGGAAAACACGGCCGUGGUCAUCUUCCUCCAAGAGUGCAUAGCCUCGGACCUCGAGACCAUUGCAAACACGCCCUGGGUGCGCGAGCGCUUUGCCAUGACGGACCUGACCAGCCAGAACUGGGCCUCGGGCCACUAUGGCACCACGAUGCUGGUGGACCGACGAUUGCUGCCCCUCGAGGCCGUGUUUCGCGUCCACUAUUCCAAGACGCGCAUGGAGCGCGACGCCUUUUUUGUCGAUUUCUUGUUGCAGGGCAAAAAGGUCAGACUGUGCAAUUCGCAUCUCGAGUCCUUGGACAUGAUGCCGCCGUACCGUCCGCCCCAAGUUGAGCUCAUGGGACGAUACCUCGCAGAGGACGACGUUCAGGCCGGAAUAGCUGCUGGUGAUUUCAACGCCAUCCAGGACUUUGACCGAACGCUGCAUAGCGACAACGGCUUCAAGGAUGCAUAUUUGGAACUAGGUGGCCAGGAAGACAGCGAGGAAGGAUACACAUGGGGCCAACAGGCGGCCACGUCGCUGCGGGAAAGGUUUGGGUGCUCAAGAAUGGACAAGGUCUUUUUCUGUGGUGCACUGGAGCUCAAGUCAUUUGAGCGCUUCGGCCAAGACGUGCAGCUGGACAGUCCGACGGAGAGAGAUGAUAUUGUCGAGCUUGGCUUUGACAAGCCGUGGAUCACUGAUCACAUGGGAAUCAAGGCAGAGUUUGAAAUUAUAAAAAGCUGA
Messenger RNA from Pestalotiopsis fici W106-1, 1017 nucleotides. RefSeq lists its product as uncharacterized. Gene Ontology annotation, biological process: double-strand break repair. Bases 1 to 1017 code for a protein of 338 amino acids. Gene Ontology annotation, molecular function: single-stranded DNA binding; 5'-tyrosyl-DNA phosphodiesterase activity. Gene Ontology annotation, cellular component: cytoplasm; PML body. The transcript has a single exon. NCBI's taxonomy places the organism in Eukaryota, Fungi, Ascomycota, Sordariomycetes, Amphisphaeriales, Sporocadaceae. The record is from RefSeq and is a predicted model, not a curated record.